Trametes versicolor FP-101664 SS1 is the source of this 1272-nucleotide messenger RNA. Its product is annotated as BAR-domain-containing protein. The transcript is spliced from 8 exons. Gene Ontology annotation, cellular component: mating projection tip; medial cortex; Rvs161p-Rvs167p complex. Bases 1 to 1272 code for a protein of 423 amino acids. Gene Ontology annotation, molecular function: protein binding; lipid binding. The record is from RefSeq and is a predicted model, not a curated record. Gene Ontology annotation, biological process: actin cortical patch localization; plasma membrane tubulation; endocytosis. NCBI's taxonomy places the organism in Eukaryota, Fungi, Basidiomycota, Agaricomycetes, Polyporales, Polyporaceae.
AUGAAGGGCAUUCAGAAGGCCUUUGCGCGGACGCCGCAUAUGUUGUCCUCGAAGGUCGGCAUGUCGAAGAAGUCCAAUGACCCAGAAUUCGACGACUACUCCCGCCGGUUCGAGUCCAUCGAGAAGGCGACCGAGAAGCUGCUCAAGGACAGCAAGGCGUACACCGAGGCCGUCACAAACCUCUUCACGAACGGUGCCGACUUCGCCACCCACUUCUCCACUAUCUUCCACCCCUUAGGGAGCGAGUAUGCCUUGGAGUCAAAACACCCUGACGCAGAACACACCAUCGGCAACGUAGACGGAUAUGUGGCAGCGAUAGAGGAGCUCAAGGCGUCUGUCGUUCCCGAACUCGAGCUGAUCGACAGCCGUAUCGUCGGACCAAUCAAGGAGUUCCAGGGAAUCCUGAAGACUAUCCGAAAGAGCAUCACCAAGCGGGAACACAAGCUUGUCGACUACGACCGCUUCAAUACUUCGUUGACCAAACUUCGAGACAAGAAGGAGAAGACCCUGAACGAUGAGAAGAAUCUGUUCAAGUUGGAGCAAGACUUCGAAAUUGCCUCCACAGAGUACGACUACAUCAACACCGCCAUGAAGACUGAGCUGCCCCGCUUCCUCGUGCAAGCCACGCAGUUCAUUGACCCGCUAUUCCACUCCUUCUACUACAUGCAGCUGAAUAUCUUUUACCUGAUGCUGGAGAAGCUAAACGGCUUCGCGGAGGGCAAGUUUGAAGUGUCCGUCCCGGCAGCCCAGAUUGCCAGCGACUACGAGGCGCAGCGCAGCGAUGCGCUUGAGCGCAUCGAGGCCCUCAACAUUAGCAAGCGUCUUAUCUCUACUGCUCGCAUGGUGCAAUCACAGCGCCAAGGAUCUGGACUUGGCCCUCCCUCUUCCCUGGGGCGAUCUACCUCGACUUCCACCACGGGCAGCCGCUCCCCCUCCUCAUCGAGCUUCACCAAGAAGGCGCCCCCGCCUCCUCCCUCUUCAUCUGCAGCACCGCCCCCACCUUACUCGCCUCCAGCCCCCAGCGCAGGCAUUUCCCUCGCGGGGAAGAAGGCGCCACCACCUCCCCCGCCACUGAAGCCGAAGCCAAAGCCCGCGGUGCAAUACGUUGUCGCCCUGUACGACUUCGAGGCACAGGCCGACGGCGAUCUGGAGUUCAAGGCGGGCGACAGGAUCGAGGUCGUCGAGCGUACUGAUAGUGUUGAGGAUUGGUGGACUGGGCGUCUGGGUGGGCGCACAGGCGUGUUUCCAGGGAACUAUGUACAGGACACGUAA